CAGAUAUUGACACUUCAUAACAUAAUCAUUGAUAACUGAACAGUAUUUAAUAAGCUUUUUAGAUUUAUGGUGUAUAUUUAGAUAGGUGGUUAAGUGCAUAGUGCAUUAUGGUGGCGGUAUCUGUUAUAUUAUUAUCCACAUUGGCCCUGGCCGUCGCAGUACCUUUAAAUCAUCCGGAUCCUGUCCACCUGUCUAGGUCUGUCAGUCCGUCUGACGUGCCUGAAGGCCGGAACCUCUACAAUGUGAAGACUCCAGUCGACCCGAAGAGGUUGGCAAGGUAUAACCCUCAGGAGAGCAACCAGUAUCAUCUGUUCACCAGGAGAAACCCUACGGUCAGUCAACCUCUACUGAUCUUCAAUGACGGCAUUCUAGAGAGUUCCAACUAUGACAAGACUAGAAGAACAGUUAUGCUGAUCCACGGUUAUGAGGGCAACGCCACGUCAACCUUCAACUUGGCUAUGGUUCCAGCAAUCCUUGCGGCGUCGGACUUGAAUCUGAUUGUGGUGGACUGGACUGAAGGCACUGAGCUCGGUAUACCUGGAGUAAUUGUAUCUGCCAAUAGCGUGUCCCAAUUUGUCCUGUGGCUGAUGAAUGCUGCAGAAGGUUACGAGGAGGAUUAUCAUCUGAUUGGACUUGGAGUGGGAGGGCAAUAUGCUGCUAUCGCAAGCAGAUUGGCUGGAAGACUCGGUCACGUCACAGCCCUGGACCCACCUAUCUGGGAAGACGAGGCAGACAGACUCCGUACCGGUGACGCCAUGUACACUGAGGUCGUCUUCACCACGUCAGAUGGUGUGAAGCCUAAUGAACGCUACGGCCAAGUGGACUUCUAUCCUAAUGGCGGACAAGACAUGCCCGGCUGUGGCGGGGAUUGGGCUUGUAAUCAUGCUAGAUCAUACUUCUAUAUGGCGGAGUCGGUGGUGACCUGGGGCUUCACGGGCACGGAGUGCGGAAAUAAUGAGGACGCGUUCGUCGGAGCUUGCGACCUGCCCGGCAGGCUUCAAAUGGCGGCUCCGUACGCUAGCUACAUAGCUCGUGGCAUAUUCUAUUUGGAGACCAACGCAGCGCCUCCUUUCUCCCGGGGUUAAUGUUUAUAUCUAUUCUAUAACACGUGAUAUAAUAUGUAUACAUAUAAUAAAACUGUAAGUGGGUUAUGUCUGUAGGUAGAUACGUACGUAGGAAAUAUAAAAAGAAAAACAAUUAUAGGAGUUGCCUUAAAACAAAACAACUUUUAACAAAAAAUAUCUUGGUUUCUAAUAGUCCCACUAUUAGAAACCAAAACUUUUCUUUUUGUUGAAGAGAUUUUUUGUUCGAAUUUUUGUCUAACUGUAUGUUUAUUCGCGCAUAAUGCAAAACCUACUGGACGGAGUUUGAUGCAGUUUUCACAGUUGUAUUGCGAAUGAUUUAAUUUAAAAUCAGCUUGUUUUCAUUGCGAUUGACAAUAAUAAAAUGUUAUGCGAUAAUAUUGAUUCUUUGUUCAGAAGGGAAAUUUACGCGGGCGAAGUCGCGUGUUAAAGUUAAUAGAUAGAUAAUAUAAAUACUAAUCCCGAAGAUUAGGUACAUCGAUAUGUUUAAUAUUCUCAAAAAUUAUCUUAAUUUUAUAUAAAAUAAUUAGAAUUAUUUUUAAACAUUUGUUCAAAAUUUAGCGUUCCGUAUAUAUGUAGAAAGACUAUUAUUUCCACGAAUUGACCACCAGUAAAUGUUGACAUUAACUAAACCUGCGCAGAAGAACGCAAAGUCAAAAAUCGCCAUUUUAUUUGUCACGACAGCGGCGCGCAGGUUAAUGUCAAAAUGUCAAAAUUGACUCGUGCUAUACAACCCACUAUAAGGUUCCACCAAAUCUUGAUUAAAAUAAAUAAAUUGCAACAUUUAA
This is a messenger RNA of Plodia interpunctella (Indianmeal moth), 1870 nucleotides long. RefSeq names its product pancreatic lipase-related protein 2-like. Gene Ontology annotation, biological process: lipid catabolic process. The transcript is spliced from 8 exons. Lineage: Eukaryota; Metazoa; Arthropoda; Insecta; Lepidoptera; Pyralidae. The record is from RefSeq and is a predicted model, not a curated record. Gene Ontology annotation, molecular function: lipase activity. The coding region runs from base 108 to 1085 and encodes 325 amino acids.